This is a messenger RNA of Oppiella nova, 1646 nucleotides long. The record is from the annotation of a GenBank genome assembly. NCBI's taxonomy places the organism in Eukaryota, Metazoa, Arthropoda, Arachnida, Sarcoptiformes, Oppiidae.
GUUUUAUACCAUAAGUAAAUGUAUAAAACCAUACCUUUCCCCAUAACAUGUGUUAUUAUACUCUGUGUUCACACUUACGGCUCGAAAACAAAAACAAAAUUAAAUUUUUCAAUACAUUUUCAAGCGAUGACUGAUUUCGUGGUAACUAUGAAGCCGUUUACGAUCACCGAUGGGAUCCACUGGUGAUCGGCCCCGUCAUGGACUACAACCUAAUCGUCAUAAUAGCCGUCGUAUGGCUCAUCAUAAACGUGAUGAAUGUGGUGCUGAAGACGUGGUUCAGCUACGAGUUCGCCCAAACCCUGCAGACAUUAGGUCUCACCAUAAGACCUCUUCAGAUCCAGAUGUGCACCCAAUCACUGAAUCGUGUCUUCUAUCUCCUGAGCACAUGUCGGCCCAAACUGCUGGACAAGUGGUUCACAGUGGGAACCGUUGUGACACUGGCCGCGAUCAUACCAUCCGUGUAUAUACUGCUGCAGACGCUGUACCAGCUAUUGGUCGCCAAUUAUCUCAUCGGCGGUAACCGAGCGCUGGCCAGUGGGCAGGCGUUGUAUCCUGUGAUCCCCGGCAUUAACCUUCCGAUGUCUGACUUUGUCUACUAUUUCAUAACUCUCGCCAUAAGUAGUAUAUAUCACGAGUCGGGACACGCGUUGGCAGGGCUCAGGGAAGGGGUACGCCUUCACAGCUUCGGUGUCUUCCUAUUCAUCAUAAUUCCGGGCGCUUUCGUAAACCUGUCCACAGAGCAGGUCCUGAAUCUGAACGUCUGGAACCAAUUGAAGAUCUUUACGGCCGGCGUUUGGCAUAACAUAUCUCUCGCACUGUUUGCCAUCGUUUUGCUGUUAAUCAAUCCAUUCGUAUUGAGUCCACUGUAUAGUCAACCGCCCGGUGUUGUGGUCGCUCACAUCGAGCCGCUCCGGGAGGCCACCAAACGGCGCGAUACAAAUGGCCUCAAAGAGCAGCAGAAACGCGAGGAAAGGGAGCACAAGCGAGAAGGAGAGCACCGGGAGCUAUUGAAACGCAUACAGGAGGAGCGCGAACUGGAGGCCAAGGAGUUGGAGGCGAAGGAGCGACAGAGGGAACGGGAGAUGAGGGCUGCGCGCAACCGACGCCACAACAGAAGUCUGCGGCAGAAAGCGAUGGCCAACGCGUACAUCAAGAAGUGUGAGCCCACGGCCACUGUCACCACAGCUACCAGUGCUAGCAAUCUUCAGAAUGUGUUGAUCAAUGAGUCGACCACCCACAAACCGGACCCGAACUCUACGUACACUAAAUCGGCAGCCAAUGAGACGUUGUCAAUAGACAGGGAGAUAGCCAGCGAUGACGACACCGACGGUGAGUCUCAGCCGCAUAAACACACCUCCGAGUGGGUCAUGAAUAGGGCGUUCAUCGGACAAGUGGACCACCGUAUAGUGAACCCUAUAGACAUGAAAGAGGUGUUGCACCACAAGUCCAAUACGUUCAAGACAUCGAUGACCACAUCCACUGAUAUCAGGACUGUAGGACUGAGUCCAUCGCCCGGCCCACCGACGCAGAUAAUGAACGGUGCAAUCAAUGCCAAUACGCCUAAUCUGGUCAAACCGCGUAUCAUUAACGGUCGUACCGGUGCUCACCAUAGGCACCACCACCACAACCUACCCGCCUAUCGUAUG